CGCUCCUGGCUCCUCUUCCGGGCGGGCGGCGCGGCGGCAGCAGCGGCCAAAAUGAAGUUCAACCCCUUUGUUACCUCGGACCGUAGCAAGAACCGCAAAAGACACUUCAAUGCCCCCUCCCACAUCCGCAGGAAAAUCAUGUCCUCGCCCUUGUCCAAGGAGCUGCGGCAGAAGUACAACGUGCGCUCCAUGCCCAUCCGCAAGGACGACGAGGUCCAGGUGGUCCGAGGACACUACAAGGGGCAGCAGAUCGGGAAGGUGGUGCAGGUGUACAGGAAGAAAUACGUGAUCUACAUCGAGCGUGUGCAGCGCGAGAAGGCCAACGGCACCACCGUGCACGUGGGCAUCCACCCCAGCAAGGUGGUGAUCACCAGGCUAAAGCUGGACAAGGACCGCAAGAAGAUCUUGGAACGUAAAGCCAAGUCCCGCCAGGUGGGCAAGGAGAAGGGCAAGUACAAGGAGGAGACAAUCGAGAAGAUGCAAGAAUAGAUGGUUUCCUGAUUUACACCAUUAAAAAACUGCUAAAAUUCAA
Sturnus vulgaris (Common starling) is the source of this 532-nucleotide messenger RNA. It is a transcript of the gene RPL26L1, whose product is annotated as ribosomal protein L26 like 1. Gene Ontology annotation, cellular component: ribosome; large ribosomal subunit. Gene Ontology annotation, biological process: translation. Lineage: Eukaryota; Metazoa; Chordata; Aves; Passeriformes; Sturnidae. The record is from RefSeq and is a predicted model, not a curated record. Gene Ontology annotation, molecular function: structural constituent of ribosome; RNA binding.